Messenger RNA from Sinocyclocheilus grahami, 2101 nucleotides. RefSeq names its product ETS variant transcription factor 1 (gene etv1). NCBI's taxonomy places the organism in Eukaryota, Metazoa, Chordata, Actinopteri, Cypriniformes, Cyprinidae. Bases 311 to 1882 code for a protein of 523 amino acids. The transcript has 12 exons. The record is from RefSeq and is a predicted model, not a curated record. Gene Ontology annotation, molecular function: sequence-specific DNA binding; DNA-binding transcription factor activity, RNA polymerase II-specific. Gene Ontology annotation, biological process: regulation of transcription by RNA polymerase II; cell differentiation. Gene Ontology annotation, cellular component: nucleus.
AGGAGAGACACGAGAGCGCUUUUCUCAUUCAGUCCGGCGACACAUCCAUGAAUGAAUGCGGUGCGUUUACUGGGGUGAGUGCAAGCUUUAAGUUCUACAUCACCUUCGACGCUUCAGUAAAACGUAACUAGAAACAGAAAAAAAAAGAGUUUCCAAAAGUCCAGUCCCUUCGGAGGAUCGGCUCACCGCGUUACGCACGCACAGCACCGCAACAUAUUUACAUUAGGACACUUGCAACUUUAUCUAUAAAGUGUCACGGAUCUGCUGCAUUUAAUGUCUGUUUCAUAAUAGUCAGCAUGUAGUCGGUCAAAUGAAAGAUAUGUUUAUGAAUGGAGCCGCUGAAUGCGCUCGAGCGCGCAGCAGUUCAUGUUCCAUCUCCAAUAAAUCGCUUAAAGUCAGUCUCCUACUUCAAAGGGUGAUCGGACGGCGCGCUCAGAGAAUGGACGGACUUUACGACCAACAAGUGCCUUUCAUAAAAUCUCAUAAUCCUCAGGGAAAGACGUCCAAGACGAGACCAGCGAAGGACAGGAAAAGAAAAUUCAUUAACUCUGACCUGGCGUUGAACACCGAGGAGCUGUUUCAAGAUCUCAGCCAACUUCAGGAGACCUGGCUCGCUGAAGCUCAAGUUCCUGACAAUGAUGAGCAGUUUGUUCCAGACUUUCAGAGUGAAAACUUGGCGUUCCACGGGCUGCAGUUGAGGAUAAAGAGAGAGCCCCACAGUCCGUGUACUGAUCUGGGCUCAGCCUGCAGUCAGGAGAGGCCCUUCAGAAUCCACUAUGGGGAGAAGUGCCUGUAUAACAUCAGUGCCUACAAGCAGAAGCAUCCCUCGGGAAUGAAGGCCUCCAGCCCAGUGUCUACCCCCUGCAGCACACCCGUGUCCCCUGGCCAGCAUGUGUCUCCCACUGCCGCCCCCACCCCGAAACCAGACAGGACGUACCCUCACCUCGCACCCCCACAGCCCCUCCCUGACAGCGCUUACCCCAUGGACCACAGUGUUUUGUUCAGAUUUCGGCGGCAGUUGUCAGAGCCGUGUCAUUCGUUCCCCUCUCAUUCGAUGUCGCGGGACGGACGGCCCAUGUAUCACAGACAGAUGUCAGAACCCAGCAUCCCCUUCCCUCCUCAGGGGUUCAAGCAGGAGUACGGAGACCCCCUCUUCGAACAUCCGGCCAUGGUGGGGGCGCCGCUCCCCCAGACGUACCCGCACUCCAUGAUGAUCAAACAAGAGCCUCGCGACUUCACCUACGACUCAGAAGUGCCUAGCUGUCACUCUGUAUAUCUUAGACAAGAAGGAUAUCUGGCCCACAAUAACAGAACAGAGGGAUGCAUGUUCGACAAAGUUGCAAGGCACUUCUAUGAUGACACUUGUGUGGUACCAGAGAAGGUUGAAAGUGAUAUAAAGCAAGAGGCGGGGCUGUACCGUGAAGGCCCGACCUAUCAGAGACGAGGCUCGCUGCAGCUCUGGCAGUUUUUGGUGGCCCUAUUGGAUGACCCCUCAAACUCACACUUCAUUGCGUGGACAGGACGGGGAAUGGAGUUUAAACUCAUUGAGCCCGAGGAGGUGGCGCGACGUUGGGGAAUUCAAAAGAACCGGCCUGCUAUGAACUACGACAAACUUAGCAGAUCGCUGCGCUAUUACUAUGAGAAAGGCAUCAUGCAAAAGGUGGCAGGCGAAAGAUACGUGUAUAAGUUUGUCUGCGACCCCGAGGCUUUGUUCUCCAUGGCCUUCCCUGACAAUCAGCGCCCGGUGCUGAAGACCGACCUGGAGCGGCAGAUCAAUGAGGAAGACACCGUGCCGUUGUCACACUUCGAUGAGAACAUGGCGUACAUUCAAGAGGGCGGCUACUGCAAUCCGCACCCGUACAACGAGGGCUACGUCUACUGAAAACUGCUACCGGCCGUUUGAAAACAAAACAAACUUUCAGACUUAUCCCUCAUUUCCUUUAGUCAUUCCCCAGGACAAAAGAGAGCACUUUAUGGACAGAAGAUGAUGGCAGUGUGUAAACCUACAAACGUACUGGUGUAGUUACGUUAGAUGCUCCUUUGGUGUUUUUUGUUGCUAUUGAAGGGGAUGGGGUGUUUCAGCAUGCCGUUUUCUCACAGC